AUGGCCGACACAAACCCCUACGGCGCGCCCCCCUCGCGCCUCGUCCUCCUCUCCGACCUCCCCCACCACCCCAUCGGCGCCAAAGUGCGCUUCCUCGGCUGGCAAGUCCUCACCACACACCACUCUCACAACCACAGUCUAACCCCCCUCCCAAACAGCGUCGAGACGUACGCCGUCGCCUCCGCAACUCUAACCCUCACGCACGCAUACCCGCCCCCCACCACCGUCUUCGCCCACGUCGACAUCACGCUCGUCCUCCAAUCCGUCCAUAACCGCGACCUGCAGACCGGCGCAUGGGUGAACGUAAUUGGCUAUGUUGCUGUGCCGAGGAGCUGUGAUAAUGGCAGCACCACCGCCCACAUCCAAGCCCUGACGCUCUGGAACGCAGGCGAGAACCUGCAGCUCGCCGCGUACGAGCAGGCGGUCGAGGCACGGAAGGCCUUGGAUGGUGGUGGGUGAGAGGGGUUUCUCCCUGUGGGGGUAUCCACGAAAGCGUAGUCCAGUCCCUAAACACGGCGCGCAUGAUGCGGAAAGAGCCCAAGUUGGGGAGAAGACGAUGCCAGAGUAGGAGGCAGGAAGUAGGAGGGCAGACGCCUCCACCACACCACCAUGGACCUCAAGCUACAAGCUCGCACCCAGCACCCCACACCCCACGCGAAACCAGCCAGAGCGAGUAAGCAAUCAGAGUACCUAGGCACAUACCCCACAGCCAGCUAGCCAGCCAGCCAGCCCACAACACGACGCACACGCACGCGUGGGGGCAAAGGCGUAAAAGCAGCUGGUACACACGGCGCG
Aplosporella prunicola CBS 121167 is the source of this 795-nucleotide messenger RNA. RefSeq lists its product as uncharacterized. Gene Ontology annotation, molecular function: single-stranded telomeric DNA binding. Gene Ontology annotation, cellular component: CST complex. Lineage: Eukaryota; Fungi; Ascomycota; Dothideomycetes; Botryosphaeriales; Aplosporellaceae. Gene Ontology annotation, biological process: telomere capping. The transcript has a single exon. Bases 1 to 459 code for a protein of 152 amino acids. The record is from RefSeq and is a predicted model, not a curated record.